Colletotrichum gloeosporioides is the source of this 450-nucleotide messenger RNA. RefSeq lists its product as uncharacterized. The record is from RefSeq and is a predicted model, not a curated record. Lineage: Eukaryota; Fungi; Ascomycota; Sordariomycetes; Glomerellales; Glomerellaceae. The transcript has 3 exons. The coding region runs from base 1 to 450 and encodes 149 amino acids.
AUGAAGCCAGAGCAGCAGCUGAGCGAUCUCACUCGAACCUUCCCGGGCCCCGACGCCGACACUAUUGCUUUCGAGCGCAUCAUUAGACGUCGCCAGGUGGAUGUCCCCACAAACUGGCGCCUUUGCUUGACCGGCUACGAGAUGAACCACCCGGGGCUCACGGAGAGCAAGGUCCAGCAGACUCUGCAGUACUAUGGCCUCGACACCCUUGGUGCCCAGUACCUUGCCCAGGAUGUCCUCCAUUGUCGCAAGAACUACGACUACUACAAGAUGCUUGCUGAGAAGGAGGGAACGGUCUGGCCCCCGAAGGAUGUCACGCAGGAUGGGAAGGCGGGACUGGUAGCAGACCCCUCCACCAUCAUCUUGACGAUUUUCGUUAUCAUGCUGGUUUCGGUCAUCCUCUACUGCCUCUUCAUCAAGGUUGACGCCUGGCUUCACCCCCAGCUCUGA